AUGGCGCCUAUGUACGCCAAUGCCUAUAUGUUCCAAUACGAACAACAGAAUAUUUUAUCUGAAUAUGGACACCUAAUCAAAGGUUACUAUCAUUAUAUUGAUGAUAAUCUCAUUGUGUGGCAAGGCAUGGAACAGCAGGCAUUGGAUAUGAUCCAGACCAUUAAUAAUCUUCGCUCACCAGUAUGGAUGACUUCAAACAUUAGCUAUGACUGGGUCUACUACCUAGAUCUUGAGAUCUCUGUCAACAAUG
Molecule: messenger RNA, 250 nt
Organism: Pelobates cultripes (western spadefoot toad)
Lineage: Eukaryota; Metazoa; Chordata; Amphibia; Anura; Pelobatidae
Source: the annotation of a GenBank genome assembly